CGGCAGUGUGCCCUGCCUGCACCCCUUGCGCGGCCGCGGCAUCCGCGGCCACGAGCGAGGCGGCCGCGUCGGCCCCGUCGGCUGGCGGCGAGGCCCAGGGCGCGGCGGCCACUCUGGGUGACGUCAGCCGCGACGCCCGGGCCUUGUGCCUGGGGCUGCUGGGCGGCACGCUCGGCUGCUUCCUGGCGGCGGCUUGCUGCGUCGAGACGGGACGCUCGGCCGAGGCGGUGUGGCACCAGCGCUUGAGUCUGGGGCUGGUGGCGUCCUCGGAAGGUGACCAAGUCAUCGAUACAGCCGACGGCGACCUGUACACAGUGACGGUGUCGGACUGCCCGGAUGUGCGGGGGGCCAGGUUCGGCAGCUACGACCCCCCGCCGCUAGGGAUCGACCCGCAGCAGGUGUAUCGGAGCGGAGCGGGUCCGACGGACGCGAGAGUGGCGCAGCUCACCGCCGCAGCAGGGCAGGUGGCACCCGCCGAGUGCAGGGUGCGCGCGCGGGCGAUGGGCAACCCAGAGCUGCUAGUGGUCCUGGGGCCCCUGGUGCGGCCGGGCGGCCGCGGGCCGCGGGAGUGGCUCGGCAUCGAACGGCACCACGAGCAUCUCCGCCAGGCGUGCAAGCUGGGCGUCAGCGACUGGGGCGGUCAGGAGCGCAUCCAGCCCCCUCAGCAGAUCAAGGCGGUGCCGGGCCAGGACCACGGAGAUGGCACCAGCUCGUUCAGCAUUAAGAUGUUGUUCUGGAGGCUCCUGACUAUCGAGGUUGCGGUCGGGGACAAGGCCAAGGACGCCGAGAGCACGGGGGUGGGCGGCAUGAUGAGCUUGGAAGGUCAGGCCGCCUUCUCUGGGCUGUCACGCGUGGUUUCCACGGCCGAGGUGACCCCCGACCUCAUCGAGUACAUCCGCGCCGAGGUUGAGAAGAAGGCGAUGUUGCACAACAAGCUGCGCCUGGCCCGCGAGGUCAUGGGCCUGCUCCUACUCAAGACGUCCGCGGUGAACGGCGACGUCGUGCACGUGAUAUCUUUCCUCUGCCGUGCCCGAGGGAUCGCGAGGUCUUCGAUCGGGACGUGGGCCGUGGGCUAUCCCGUGGAUUGCGACAGCGGCUGGCUUCGCGUGGCCGGGGGCGCCUACACCGUCGAGCAGUCGUCCCUCGGGAGCUACGACCCCGCGCUCCUCUCCUUGCCGGACGUCAGCACGGCUCCUGUCCCGCUGGCGGAUGUGUGGGGGGAGGGCGGGCUAUCCAAGGUCGAACUCUUUGUUCAGCAGCGCCUGCUCAGUCCGAGCGAGGCGGCGGCCCGUCUCCGUCAGAGUUCUGUGCCUGUUCCCUACUCUGACCCCAAGCUUCGCGACCAGAAGUGCUGGUCCAGUUUUGCCCAGCUUUUGUACGAGCGCCAUCUUAUCGAGUACGCCCUGGAGGAUGGCAUGCGAGCAGACAUCUUCUUUGUCAAGAAGAAGGGCGGCCGCCUCCGCGUGGUCGCGGACUGCCGCAGGUCCAGCGAGAUCCUCGUGGAGCCCGACGGCGUCAGGCUCGCCACGGGGGGCGCCUUCGGGUGCCUUGAGAUGCUCGACGACGACAGCGAGCUCGCCAUCGAGGGUGCGGACCUGAAAGGGCCUGUCUGGGCCGGGGUCAUGGGCGUCUCCGUCGUCGGCGCCAAGGAGGUCAAGGCCUCCGCGCGCCUGUGCUCCAGGCUGCGCGUCGUUCCCAUGGGCUGGUCGUGGGCGAUGUGGUGGUGCCAGUCGCUCGUGGAAAGGGUGGCCGACGCGAGCGGCUGUGACGAUGCCUCUCGGCUUCGAGACGGCCGCCCAGCCCCGCCACUCAGCUCCGCCUGCCAUCUCGAGUACGUGGACAACCACGUCAGCAUCGGUUGCGACGCGGACGCUGUGCGCGCCAACGUCACGAGGGUGAUGCAGGAGCUUGAGCGGCGUGGACUCGUGGUCACGAGGGAAGCUCAUCUUGGCGAGGUGGAGGGCGAGUUGUCCGUCCUUGGGUGGGCCCUCUCGUCCACGGGCCGCUUUUCGUCAUCGGCGUCCCGUCUCUGGCGCACGAGGCUUGCUGUGCGGGCCUUGGUCCGAAGGGGCCGAUGCUCGGGUCGGGGCCUGGAGCGGGUGAUCGGGCACGUGGUCUUCAUCGCGCUGGCCCGGCGCGAGGGCCCCCGCAUCUUCGAGUCGUGCUGCAGGUUCACCCAGGAGUGUUACAACCGUGAGGUGCCGCUCUGGAGCCAGCUCGCGGCCGAGGGGGCUGCUGGCGCGGCCGAGGGCCUGCUCGCCCGGCUGGGCGCCCAGCUUCCGUCGGGAUCCAGCGGACAGUCGCUGGGCCCGCCGCUUGAGCGUGACCUCAGCCAGUUUCCCGAAGUUCCCCGGCGAGUGCUGGAAAGGAGUAAGUGGCAGGUCACGGGCAGGAGGAAGUGGGAUCGUCUUGAGGGGGUGCCUGUCCUCGAGGCGCGGGCCGUUUUGUAUCAUGUUCGCCAUGCUCUCCGAGCUGUCCGCAACCGCGGGAAGCGUCUGCUCGUCUUGGGCGACUCGCUGUCUUCGGUCUCGGCUACUGCUAGGAUGAGGGCCCACAGUAACACCUUGCUCAGUAUCAUGCGCAAGAUCGGUGCUCUCUCCCUGGCUUCGGGGAGUUCCUUCUGUAUCCGCUGGAUUCCUUCGGAGUACAAC
Prorocentrum cordatum is the source of this 2651-nucleotide messenger RNA. The record is from the annotation of a GenBank genome assembly. Lineage: Eukaryota; Dinophyceae; Prorocentrales; Prorocentraceae.